Messenger RNA from [Torrubiella] hemipterigena, 1640 nucleotides. The record is from the annotation of a GenBank genome assembly. NCBI's taxonomy places the organism in Eukaryota, Fungi, Ascomycota, Sordariomycetes, Hypocreales, Clavicipitaceae.
AACUGCCGACCCCACCCUUAGCGAGGGCCUCGAGAACAGGACAUUUGCUGUUUACUCUUAGCGUAUUGCUUUACUCAGCACUAAUGAAGUUCUCUUCUUUAUAUUCGAAAUUUUUACAAAAAAAGAAGCCCUCCGAUAUGGCUUCCCUAGACCGGGAUCGGCCUACGGUGGCUGUUAUUGGGGCGGGGCUGACGGGCCUGCUUGCUGCACAGGGCCUGAAAAAGAACGGUUUCAAUGUGGUCGUUUUUGAGCAGGAAGCAAGCAUCGACGCCCGGCCUCAAGAAUGGACCAUGCUGAUCCAUUGGGCGAUGCCGCUCUUUGAGAAGCUCGUUCCGGCACAUAUUCUCAAAGACUUGAAUGGGGCUCUCUGUAACCCUCACUUGGAGUUCACAGAUGAAAUAGAGAGCCUUCCAUGCUACAAUGGCGUGACCGGUGAGCUCCUCUUCAGCAGCCCUACACCCGGUUCCAGGCGUGUUAGCCGAAGACGCCUGCGCAAGCUCCUCACGCAGGAUAUUGAUAUAAGAUGGAAUCAAUCUUUGACAGGAUUUAAAAAAAGCAGCGAAGGGAUUAAACUGGAAUUUUCCAACGGUGAAUCGUUUGAUGCCCAUCAUCUUCUCGGAGCAGAUGGCACAUGGUCUAAAGUGCGACACUUGUUGUUAGGCCCCGAGCAAGCUCAGCCGCGUACGUCCGGAUUUCUCUUUGCCACCGGAAUCACAGAAUUUAAUGAUUCCGAAAAAACAAAUGCAAUCAUUCAAGCACACCCUGUGGCCGCGCUCAUGAUGGGCACAAACGCUGUUGGUGCUGUUGGUGUUAUGGCGGCUGGAGACCCUAGCGACAAAUCUACGUGGACCACAUUCUGGGUCAAGAUAUGGCAGGGCAACGCCGUAGAUCUCAAGGAUGGGGAAGCUCUUGAUUAUAUCAAGGGGAAUACGCCACCACUACGAGACAUAUUCCAGUCAGCCAUCGACUGGACUCCAGAGGGCAGCUACGUUCGUAUAAGUGAGAUGAAAUACUGGAUUCCGACACAGUGGGAUAAUUACGGAGGGCGCGUAACUCUUGCCGGAGAUGCCGCACACCCCAUGCUUAUUUACCGCGGUCAAGGCUUUCAGCAUUCAAUCACAGAUGUUGCCAGUUACGUCGACGCAUUAACGCAACUACACUCGACCGAAGAAUCACCAGAGCAGAUUAUCGGCGCAUACGAGAGCGAAAUGAUUGAGAGGGGUGCCAAGGCAGUGCAGCAGUCUCUGUCCGAGGCGGAAAAGUCACUUGACAUUGAAAUGAUUGGGCAGAUGCUCAUGGCAAAGCAAGGACAUGGCAAGAGCACUUGAAAAUAAUACUUUUCGUUGCCAAAUAGAGUGCCACUCGACUGCAUUUGAAAUUAUACAUCUCUUAGACUAGAAAUUAAUGGGCUUGGCUUCGCACGGUAGUACAUUCCCCCAUUGUAGGUGCACUUACACAGAUUUUCGCCGGAACGUCGGUUCGCAAAUCGCGCGGAGACAAUCCAACGCCCCAUACUUAGUUACUUAGUACAGUACACAUGGUGGCAGACCCAAGGCGAAAUUGGCGGGGGUUGGGCAGCCAGUUUCCACAAACUUGUGAGCAGAACAUUGCCGUGUGAUGCAAAUAAACACCUGCUAUAU